AUGAGGGGUGAAGCGUUGAAGGUAGGCCUAACAAAUAGGCUUAGUGUACUACCAUGCACUACGUUUGUUUUGUAAGAUAAAGAAGAAAAUUAUUCAUUUUGAGAUAUUAUUUUUCAAAUCUUAGCUCGUAUAAUAACAAGUAGGAAGUUUAGUAUGGUUGUGGAAUUAGAAGAUUAUGCAUCUGUCGCCUUAACGUCACAAGAACUUGGAAUUUUGGCAGACAUUGAUAGCCGACAUUUUGGUUUUCUAAAACUUAAUCUCCCUGAAAAUGUAAAAAGGAAAGCAUUAAUAAACAAGGCAGUGAAAUACUUGGAACGGGUUUUAAUACAUCAUCACCAGUUCAAGGAAAAAGAACGACUGCUUGCUAACAAACAGCAAAAUGCCAAACAAGAGGGGGGAAAAGUACCUGGACAACCUGAUCAAAAGAAUGAACAGACAAUUUCAAAAGCAAAAGAGUUAGAUCCUCGAACAUAUUGUAAACUAGGUCAUUUUCUGCUUUUGCUUGAAGAUUAUGCCAAAGCUAUGUCUGCAUAUCAAAAGUUCUACGCUUCAAAAGAAGAUCAUUGGAAGGAUGCUCCUUUUCUUUAUGGACUAGGUCUUGUGUACUUUCAUUUUAAUGCCUACCAGUGGUCAAUCAAAGCAUUUCGACAAGUUCUGUACAUUGACCCAAGUUUUAUACGUGCAAAUGAAAUACACCUUAGACUUGGGUUAAUGUUUAAAGUUAUAGCUGAUCAUGAAUCAUCUUUAAAGCAUUUACGGUUAGCAUAUAUUGAUUCAAGUCCCUGCACAUUUUCCAAAGCAGAAAUUAGUUUUCAUAUUGCCCAUUCAUACGAGAUUCAGGGCAAAUAUAAAAUUGCAAAAGAAGCCUAUGAAAAAAUACUAGAACAGAAGGAUAUUCCUCAACACCUUCGAGCUGAGACUUGGAAACAAUUAGGCUGGAUGCAUCAUACAGUUGAAGCUCUUGGAGAAAAACCUCAACGUCAAGCAUAUGCCUUACAUUGUCUUCAGAAGUCCAUUGAGGCAGAUUCAUCAUGUGGUCAGAGCUUGUAUUUUCUGGGUCGGUGCUUUGCCAGUAUUGGGAAGGUUCAUGAUGCUUUUCUUUCGUAUCGGAAAUCUGUGGAUAAAGCUGAACCUAAUGCUGAUACUUGGUGCUCAAUAGGGGUGCUCUAUCAACAACAGAACCAGCCAAUGGAUGCUCUUCAGGCCUACAUCUGUGCAGUUCAAUUGGACAAAGAACACACUCCAGCCUGGACAAAUCUGGGAAUCCUCUAUGAAAAUUGUAACCAACCUCAGGAUGCUCUCAAGUGUUAUGUUAAUGCUGGCAGAGGAAGAGGGUCUCUCAACCACAAUUUGAUAGCACGAAUACAGUUUCUCCGAACCCAGCUAGCUAAUAUUCCACAAACUGGCUUGCAUAAACCCAACCAGCUGCCUUGCAUUGAAGAUGCAUGGAACAUUCCAAUAUCUCAGGAAAUGGCAUCUCGGCAAACUAAUGCUCAACAGCAGGUCAGGAUGGCAGCAGCACCACAUCAAAAACAGCCUGUUUGUGCUGCUUCAACUCUCUCAAUUUCUUCACAAUUAUCUCAAACUCAACCAUCAGCACCUGGAACUUUUUCUCAGAAUGGUGUUGUAGUAAUUCCUGGUUCCCAGACUGAUCAGCAAAGUGGAUUGUCUGCCAAAAGGGUAAAGCUGAGCUCUGGUUCACCCCGAAAUAUGGAAAACAUGACUCCCCAGCAAAGAGCAAUUUUUCAGCAGUUACAGCAUCAACAACGUCUGAUGCAACUGCAGGAUCAAAAGCAACAACAGACAUUGCUGUUGCAACAUGGGCAGCAGGCACCUACAGGCCAGCCACCUGUUGCCAUGCCUGGAGUUCUUGGGCCUCAGAAUGCUGGAAUAGUCACAACCUUGACAGGAAUCCUUGGACCUCAGACUGCUGGGACAGUCACAACCAUGCCCCAGGGAAUACCUGCUGCUGGUUAUCUACCACAACCAGCUACUCUCUCAGGAGUAACAAACACUGUAGUACGUCCAAUAAGGACAGUGGCCCCCAAUUCUUCCCAGUUUAUUCCCCAGCAAAGCUUGUCUUCACGGCUUGAAGGAGCUAAUGAGAGAACUUUACUUAGUGGAUACCCUCAGGAUCCACAGACUGUUGACACAGGCUUGACUAUUGGCUCUAUCCAGCCAAAUGUCUCCUCAAACCAUUUACUUACUAAAGCAGCAACUCCACAGACUACAGAAUCAUCCACUGUAAAUCCUACUGUACAAAUUUCCCAGUCUUCUGUUCCAACGGGAUUCCAGGCUCAGUACCAGUCUAGGCCAAGUUUGGGAGCCACCCAGAAUGGUACAUUAUUAAGUGGUGGCAUCUCCAUGACUACUGAUUCCUUCAGUGACCAAGAUCUUGAAGCUCUUCUUUCUCAAAAAGAGGUCAGCCUACCAGAUGAUCUUCUUACUGAGAUAGCUGGGGAUAUAUCAGCUAGUGUUAAUCAAACCACAGAGAGUUCAUAUCUUCCAAUCUCUAGUCAGGCUGCAGUUCUUGGAGCUGAAACACAAGUCCAUCUCCAAAAACUUGAAGCUGAUGGUAACAGAGUUUCUAGUUUUGUAAGUGCAGGAAACAUUUCUACACAGAAGGAUGUACCUAAAGGACAGAUUCAACCUGAAGUUUUACCAAUAGGAGCUGUAAAUGAGGCUUCACAACCUGUAAAAUCUACUCAGAUGCUUGGGUCUGAUGCUAAAGCCUCUAAAUGGUUGUCAUCCAGCAGUCUUCCAGCAUCUAGUUUGAAAGUGAAACAGUCACAAGAGACUGUGGAAGAAAAGUCUUCUCAUCAAAGUCCUACUUCCUUAUCUAUAAAUAUGAGCUCCUCUCAGUUACUCUCAGCAUGCAAAGGACUUUCCAAAAAUGGCGUGUCAAAUACAAGUAUCAUGUCUGAGCUUUGUCCUCCUCCAUCUCCUCCUGAUCCUCCUUAUCCACCAUUGUCCAAAGACAAGCUUUUACCUCAGACCCCAAGUGUUUAUUUGGAAAACAAGAAGGAUGCCUUUUCAUCACAGUUGCAAGAAUUCUGCCUUGUUCAUCCCAUAACUGUGAUUCGUAACUUAGCCAACGUGCUCAAGCUGGACUUGGGAUUGUUUUCUACCAAAACACUUGUUGAGGCUAAUCCAACUCAAAAUGUGGAAGUUAGAACACAGUUGGUUCAGCCAUCAGAUGAAAACUGGGAUACAGAGAGAAGGAGACAGAUUUGGAAAUGUGAGAGUCACCGGUCACAUACGACCAUAGCUAGAUAUGCACAGUACCAAGCUUCCUCUUUUCAGGAGUCUCUCAGGGAAGAACAAGAAAAGGUUCAAACUGGUCACAGGGAAUCUGACAGUGAUUCUAACUCCUCGUAUCCAUCAUGGGUUAAGAAAGGAAAGAAGAAUGGCUUAUUUAAGACAAUCAAAUUUGGAACAAAUGUUGACCUCUCAGAUGAGAAAAAAUGGAAACCACAGCUCCAGGAACUUGCAAAAUUGCCAUCAUUUGCUAGGGUUGUAUCAGCUGGAAACAUGCUGAGCCAUGUAGGUCACACGAUUUUGGGAAUGAACACAGUUCAAUUGUACAUGAAGGUCCCUGGAAGUCGAACACCAGGCCAUCAGGAAAAUAAUAAUUUUUGCUCUGUCAACAUUAAUAUUGGACCAGGUGAUUGUGAGUGGUUUGCUGUCCCAGAACCGUACUGGGGGGCCAUUCAUAACCUGUGUGAAAAAAACAACAUCAACUACCUCCAUGGGUCCUGGUGGCCUCUAAUGGAUGACCUUUUUGCUGAGAAUAUCCCUUUAUAUAGGUUUCUGCAGCGACCAGGAGACAUGGUGUGGGUCAAAGCCGGAACUGUACACUGGGUGCAAGCGGUGGGCUGGUGUAACAAUAUAGCCUGGAAUAUUGGCCCUUUGACUGCAGAACAGUAUCAGCUAGCUGUAGAAAGAUAUGAAUGGAACAAACUUCAGGGGUAUAAGUCAAUUGUACCCAUGGCUCAUCUCACUUGGAACCUGGCAAGGAAUAUUAAAGUCUCUGACCAAAAACUGUUUGAACAGAUUAAAUACUGUCUGCUGAGGACCCUUAGGAUGAGUCAACUGACAGUAGACUUUGUAAAGAGUUUAGGAAAAAACAUUAGAUGGCAUGGUCGUGGAAAGAAUGAAGCUGCUCACUACUGUGUGAAUUGUGAAGUUGAAGUCUUCAACAUCCUAUUUGUCAGAGAAGUGGAAAAUAAACAUGUUGUUCACUGCUUGGACUGUGCUCGGAAAACCAGCCCCAAACUGGAUAAUUUUGUAAUCUUAGAAGAAUAUACCAUGGAGGAUUUGAUGGAGGUAUAUGAUAAUUAUGUCCUCCAUCUGUUACCAGCAGUUUCCAGUGGGAUGUCGUGAUCUCAAGUUGCUUCAGAUGUUUCCGAUGAAAUAUACUAAGCUUAAGGAAAAGCAUUGUUCUGUAUUUGGUAAUAUAAAAAAAAUUCUCUUGUCAGGAAUGGUAUCCGAUAUUUUAAAUACAUGAGUACAACUUGUGUAAGUUAAAAUUUGUUAAUAAGAUGAAAAUAUUGUAUAAAAUGUAUGUUUUUUGUGAACUUAGCUGGUAUGUCUGAUCUUUGAUUCAUGUUAAUGACAUAACGUUUUGUCAUCACUGUUCAACACAUACAUUUGACAUAACAAAUGUAUGUAAAUAAAGAAUUCUUAAAAAAUAACAAACUGUUUAUUUUAAUGAAUGGGAAUAAGAAAUAUAUAAAAUAUAAAUUGUAUCAUGAAAUGUCACUUAUAGAACUGAAUAGAAUAGAAACCAAAUUUUUUCUCUUAUAAGAUGCCAUAAUGAUGUAAAAUUGUAAGAAUAAUGCUUAGAAUUCAUACUGUUUUAAUACAAUAAAAGGCAUUUAAUUGUUAAUUAAUUUUUCAAACUGAACCAAAGAUAUAUGUUUGCAAAACUUGAAUAGCAAAUUGUACUGCAUUUGAUUUAAUGAAAAGGUCAAAGAUGAGUUUGAAAUUCUUGUUCAUGUUUCCUUCACGUUAAGUUGAAUGUACAUCAGUAAUAAUAUAAACAAAAAUGUACAUGUACCCAUUUAUAUCAUAUUUCUUUUGUUAUGUUUCCAGGCUGUGAGAAAAAGUGUUAAUGAAAAAAAAAUGAACAUAUUUGAAACUUGUUACCUCUUUUAUUAUCACUAAAUUGUGACUGAUGUAUGCUAAAGUGAAGUUAUUAAGAGCAUCAGAUAAAAAGUGUGUAGUGAGAGAGGAAUUCUGAGUUUUAUUGUCCAAUGCUCAUAAUUAGCUAUGCAAAUUUUUGUACAGUUGCAGCCUAAUAAAUACAUCUGUGUUAUCAGGACUUGAAAACUAUAUAUAGUUGCUGGUUAAAUGGUUUAGAAUCAUUUUUCGCUUUUUUUUUUAAUUACAUCUCUAUAUAUGUAUGUGUGUAUGUAAACAGUAAGGCUUUUGUUGUCAACAUCUUAUAAUUUUCACCCAGUACUAUUUUCUAUGGAGUAGUGAUAUAAACUGAAUAUCUAUUACUUCAUACUAAUAUUUCAUUAUGGAGAUAAAUCCACUAUUGGUAUUGGGACCAAGUAAAUGCCUUGUUCUUCAGUAAUAAAGCACUAUUCCUCUUAUUAGAUGUUGUACGUACACAACUAAUCAUUUAAAUUAAAUCUUUAUUUUAAUUCUAAAUCUUAUUAUGCGUUAAGUGUUCAAAAUUAUAAAGUGCAAUGUGAGUAAAAGAUUGGAUGAGAUGGAUCACCUGUUUCUUUCUCAAUAAGAAUUGUUCUCCUAUUGUAUAUUUCACAGAUCAACUUUUCUCUUGGAUAAGAAAAAAAAGCUCCAGUGGGUGAUAUGUCAUAACAAAACAACUCGUGCCUGUCCUGUUGUACUCAAAACACCAUACAUUAGCUAGUAUUAUGACAUAAUGAAGGUAUCUUUCAAGAAUUGGAGAACAAAAAAUAUUAUAGUAUUAAAAAAGAGUUACUGGAUUUUGUUUCUUCAGUUCUUGGAUGCCAUAUUGCAGUGUUUCAGGAGUCAGGCUACCCAAAGUCAUUCCUAAGUUUGCAUAUAUUUGAUUGUGAACAUAAAAAUUGGCAUGCAAGUUCUAAUGUAUGUGCAAGUACUCGAUCCCAUGUAGCUACAUUAUGUUUGGUAAAGCAUAUUGAGUUUUUGUCUAGUACCUUAGUAAUAUUUUACCUGUCAUUUAAACUCAUCACUGCCAGAACAAUCACUCACCAAGUCCUAUUCAUAUUAAUAGUUGUUUUUUCAUCAUGUGGCAUGAAUUAGUAAUUUUUAGAUGUUGAAUAUGCCACUCAGUAUUGCAUAAGAAUUUGCAGGUUUUUAUUUUAUUUCCUUUUUUUUCACUUGUGUAAUGGAAUAAAAAUGAUUGAAAAUAAAGUUGUGUUGAAGAUGUCCACAUAGCUGUGGAUAAGAAAUGUUUUGUUGAUGUUCAGAUUUAAGGGCCUCAUGAUAGCCAGUAAAUUGAUUGUACUGUACAUUGUAUGUCAAAGCCAGACCUGACUACAGACCUAUUUAUACAGAGUUUGUAUUUAUAAGACAAGCCAUCUUACUCAAAAAUAAAGAACUGCUGGUCUAAAUUUU
Molecule: messenger RNA, 6570 nt
Organism: Limulus polyphemus (Atlantic horseshoe crab)
Lineage: Eukaryota; Metazoa; Arthropoda; Merostomata; Xiphosura; Limulidae
Product: histone demethylase UTY-like
Exons: 29
Coding region: 154-4383 (1409 amino acids)
Biological process (GO): regulation of gene expression
Cellular component (GO): MLL3/4 complex
Molecular function (GO): protein binding; RNA polymerase II cis-regulatory region sequence-specific DNA binding; chromatin DNA binding
Source: RefSeq, a predicted model, not a curated record